Betta splendens (Siamese fighting fish) is the source of this 9347-nucleotide messenger RNA. It is a transcript of the gene mafa, whose product is annotated as MAF bZIP transcription factor a. The record is from RefSeq and is a predicted model, not a curated record. The transcript has 3 exons. Bases 455 to 1450 code for a protein of 331 amino acids. NCBI's taxonomy places the organism in Eukaryota, Metazoa, Chordata, Actinopteri, Anabantiformes, Osphronemidae. Gene Ontology annotation, molecular function: RNA polymerase II cis-regulatory region sequence-specific DNA binding; DNA-binding transcription factor activity, RNA polymerase II-specific. Gene Ontology annotation, cellular component: nucleus. Gene Ontology annotation, biological process: regulation of transcription by RNA polymerase II.
CCUGACGUCAGGGCAGCUACAAUGCUCUUAAACUCAUCUGCUGUGUGAUCCCUCUAAAAAAUCGUCCCACCAGUCAGCGGUGAAAAGCGUGCGGGGCUGCGCUCACUCCCUUCCUCGCUCUCGGCGUCUCUCCCUCUCCGCUUGCGCAAUGUAUCCAUGAAGAACCCGUGAAGUGUUAAAUGUUUGAAAUACAAAACCGCCGAAUUUCACAUGCUGAAAAGGGACUCCGCUCCUCGCGCGCGCGGCACUGGCGUGUCUGUGCAGUAGACUCUGCAAAGAAAAACUCCGCUCGCGUUGCCUGCAAGUCGGCGGCUGCAAAAAGGACGCUGAAAAGCCUCGUUUUUCACUUUCGAGACAAACGCGUUAAAAAAUCAAACUGGCUCACGUUCUUCCCAACCAGCCCAGUGUGACAGCUGCUCUUCACCCCGUUUGGAGGACUGUCAGCAGCAAGAGGAUGGCAUCAGAGCUGGCAAUGAGCAACUCCGACCUGCCCACCAGUCCCCUGGCCAUGGAAUAUGUUAAUGACUUCGAUCUGAUGAAGUUUGAAGUGAAAAAGGAGCCGGUGGAGCCCGAUCGCAACAUCAGCCAGUGCAGUCGCCUUAUCGCCGGGGGAUCCCUGUCUUCCACCCCGAUGAGCACGCCUUGCAGCUCGGUUCCCCCGUCCCCAAGCUUCUCGGCGCCCAGUCCGGGCUCGGGGAGCGAGCAGAAGACGCACAUAGAGGAUUUCUACUGGAUGUCCGGUUACCAACAGCAGUUGAAUCCAGAGGCGCUGGGCUUCAGCCCCGAAGACGCGGUCGAGGCGCUGAUCAACAGCAGUCACCAACUCCAGUCGUUCGAUGGCUACGCCAGGGGCCAGCAGUUCGCGGGCGCAGCCGGGGCGGGAGGCGCCAUGGCCGGCGAGGAGAUGGGCUCCGCCGCGGCGGUGGUGUCGGCAGUCAUCGCGGCGGCGGCCGCUCAGAACGGGGGCCAGCACCACCACCACCACCACCACCACCACAGCGGCGGCCACCACCAGGCGCCCGGCGGCCAGUCCAACGGCACGUCUGGCACGAACCACGCGCACAUGCGCCUGGAGGAGCGGUUUUCGGACGAGCAGCUGGUGACCAUGUCGGUGCGGGAGCUCAACCGGCAGCUACGGGGGGUCAGCAAGGAAGAGGUGAUCCGCUUGAAACAGAAGAGGAGGACCCUAAAGAACAGAGGCUACGCGCAGUCCUGUCGCUUCAAGCGCGUCCAGCAGCGGCACGUCCUGGAGGGCGAGAAGGCGCAGCUCCUGCAGCAGGUCGACCACCUAAAGCAGGAGAUCUCCAGGCUGGUCCGGGAGAGGGACGCGUACAAAGAAAAGUAUGAGAAGCUCAUCAGCAACGGCUUCAGAGAAAACGGAUCCAGCAGCGACAACAACCCUUCGUCCCCGGAGUUUUUCAUGUCGUCGAGAAAAUUCCUCCAUCUGUGAUUUCAGGCUCCGGUCCUUCGUGCCCUUGGCUCCAUAAGAUAUCCUGAUGUCGGAGCAUUGAUGACAUCAGAGUGGCGGACCAAUCGCACGGAGACGCACACAAAGCACAACAUUCAAAAAUGACUUCACUGAAGAACAAAAGAUACACAAGAUCUGCUGAAAUCCCUCAAGAUCCCCACAGCGUAAUUCUUGAAAGCCUCUUCCUCCUCCUGGUUCCCACCCUGAUAUUUUACUUCCAGCUUUUUUUCUAUAAAACGCGGAAAAAAAACAAAAAGAACACAAAGACUCGUGAUAUAUUCAUGAGACAGCGUCAGAUAACGCAUUGGAAGGACUAUUUUCUCUUUGGUGGGAAGUUAACCGAUGCAUGCUUCUGUAAAUAGAUCAUAAUAAAAACCCAGUUCCUAAUAUAGGAAGCAUACCAAGUCACUCUCACCAACCAUCACCAUUAACUCUAGAGUCUCUACAGUUGGAUAGAGUAUUCACGGUUAAUAAAGUCAGUAUUCUUAUUACCUCCUCAGAGACCAUGUAAUUAUCAUUUCCAGUAAUAUUUCUCUACUCUUAGUAGAGACUUAUUUGGAGUGUAAAAAUAAUAUCCUACUCUUCUUAUUGUCUUCACUUAACAGUCUAGUCUUCCUCUCCGAUAUCCACUCUAGGACAUGUAAAUAGAGAUGAAUGAGGACAGAAGCAUGGAACAGACUAUAGUGUAUAUUUAUCAAUCCCCAAGUAGAUCACAAAUCUCAAUAAGUGGAUAUUUCAAACAAACAAGUUUGAAAGUCUAAAAUACUUGAAUUUGUUUCCUGAUAGUUAAAGACAUACUUCAACAUAUCAUGUAUUGAUUUUAUCUGUAUAUUGGAAUAGAUGCAUCAAUAGAUGGUACGCUGAAUUUUAAUUUUUAUAUUUUUUACUUUUUGUUUAUGUUUACCAACAAAAGCUUUCCAAUAUCUGCCUUCCUUUUCUUUUUCUGGCAAUAACAUCCUCCGUGUCUCCAUGUGUGGUUUGUAACUGCUGUGGCAAAGCUGCUGUGAGGCUGAUGGGCCAUUUCUUCCAUGUGUGGAUUAAAAACAGAGCCCUGCUCCUGAGCCUGUAGAUGGGAAAUACAGACGCCUCACUGACUGCAGCGUAGACAUGGGGAUCUUGACGUCCAUCUCCUAUGGACUAUGGAGAUAACCGAACGGACCGAUGAGCUGACGAACAGACAGCCUUGAAGGUUACGCCCUCUCAGAAAAACCACUGCAUGGAAAACAGUAUCGAACACCUCACCUCCAUCAUCGCGCUUCCUCUACCUCUCUGUGCAACGAGGAAAACAAUGACGGCUCAGUCAUUGUCAUUCAGUGACCCCUCUACUGCUCCCACGUCUCCGCUGAGGUCUCCACUGCUUCGUGACGGGAGCGUCGCUCGGCGCCAAGUGCUGCCGAUGGACCCACAUGGCGAUGGGGAGGAGUAAAAACAAACGUUUGUUGACUCAAACUCACACACACAAGCGCAUGCACUCAGAUGCAGCCAUACACACCUAAAUAUGUAGCUGUAUAUAUGUACAGUACAUGUAGUCUCAGAUGCUGUACUUUGCAUGUUGACUUGUAGAAGGAACAUGACCAUUAAACAUAGAGGGGGUAGGUAGUGUAGGCAAACUCUAAACCAAUGUGAUGCUUUGUCAGCUUUACAGCUCCUUAAAUUGACUGGAGAAAUGCACACUAACAUGACAAAAAUAGUUUAAGCGCUCCUGAUCCCGAAGAUCUUCCUCAGCCAAACACAACUGAUGAGUUUUAAGCUCUCUGAAGGGACACAUAACCUCGCCUUUGAUGUCAAAACCUGGCCCUAGCGAGCGCUGGUAGGAGAAGAGAGGAGGGAAGGCAAACUGGGGCGCUCCAAUUAAGUGGCAACACACAAAGUGGCACGGGGCAUCCUGCCAGCAACUGUCUAUUCAUCCUGUGUCAAAAGGAUUUGCACAUCUCAAUGAGCCCAUGUGCUGCCAGAGAAGUUCCAGGAGCAGAGCAGAGAAAGGAAGUGGGGCUCGGAGACAUAAAACAGCAGAUUCGGACUAAAAUGUCAAGAAUUCCUAUCGGUUCACAGAAUAUUCUCUCCAAGCAAGCAGCCACCUUAGAGAGUUCAAUAACCUCUUCACCUCAAACUGUUACACAUCAUGCAGCUCUCUGGUCUGUCAUGACCUCACGUCCUGCCUGAGGUUAACUUGGUGUUAAUGAGCAUGGCCCUCAGCUCCACCAGAUGUUCAACCUUGUGGUUAAAUACCUGUUACCCAAUGGUUCUUUAAGGCCGCCCACUACAGCUGUACUCUCUGGACACAGUUAAACUAACCACUUCACCGAGGUUGUGGAGAGAGGAGCUAAAAUUUUAAGCUGCACUGUACACGAUACCACACUUAUGAGCAGAAUGCCAGUGGCCACGCAUUGUGUGUCAUCACUUUGACUAUAGGUGACGAAAGAUCUUAAAUCAAACACCGUCACACGGCACUGAAUCACUUCAGCAUAUUUAGAGUCAGCAUGUAAACAAACUCAAAAUGACGACUUAUGACUUAGCAGUGAUAAGUUAAAGAAGAUUUAGAACACAGGGAGGAUGAGCGUGUCACUCAAACGUGAGACGAAGACAGCGAGCAAGUGCUGAGCUUCUCUGAGCUUUUCACUUUCUCCGACGUGCAGCUGCAGGAAAUACGUGACAGCUUGAUUUGUUUUACGAGCCUCUGACUGUAAAUACUGUGUUUUCCCCCAAUAGUCACGUAGUGAGAGCACUUUCAUUUAGAAAUGACCCUGGCCAGGAUGUACACACUCUACUACACUAUACUGUAUAUAUUGUAGUAGGCGUGUGUGUGUGUGUGUGUGGACUCAGACGCGCAUGUACACUCUCUCCCUCACAAAGCUAAUCUAAACAGCAAGGCUGUAUGUAAACAGAUCGUCAACAUAAUGGGAUUGUUCAGUGUGCAAACAAUAAGCUGUUAGUGUAAUCACAGGUCAAAGAUAUAAUACCCAGAAGGCCAUGCUGUAGGUAUAUUAACAUGAUGGAUAUGGGGAGAGAGGAGAGGGUCAGGUAUACGAAGGGUACAGAGCUCUGUUGGUUCAGAUUUACCCCCUGCUGGGCCCCCGUCCGCUGCCUUUUUCUCCUCUGCCUCCCGUGCAUGGGGCCCCUUUAAUCAGCCUUCCUCCAUCUCUCUCCUUCCUCUGUUCAUAGACACUUGGUUCCUACCAUUCUUUACCUCACUCUUAUACCUCCUGUCUUUUUCUACACUCAGUCCCUCCAGCCUCCACCGUCCACUGUUUGGUCGUCAGUGUGGUAGCAGUAUAAAGCAGCUCGACACUCUUGUUUCUAGAUUAGGAUGGACACCGCGUGUCUGAUAAAUUAUUUAUAGAUAGAUAUUCACAAAUAUCUUGAUGUUUCUGUCGCCAACUGUAUAAAUAAGCCACUUGACUGCACUUAACAUAAAGAAGUUGAAAGUUUAAUUCUCAAUGCCAUAAUGAGCCUAAGUACGGCUUCAGGGUACAUCCUGUGUGUAGCUUACUCUUCUGCACAUAGAGCUUAUUCACUUAUCUCUGCUUUAUUUGAUUACCAUCUAGCGUAUUCCCUGAACUGGUUAAUAAGUCCAUGUCCCCCUGACUAAACACUUCAUUAGUGUCAUCACUGGCUGCCUUGUGUAUGUACUGCAUCUGUGGACCACUGAAGCAGAUACACAUUGGGGCAAAGUGAAAGAGUAAACGCACAAACGGAACACAGGGGAAGGAAAAACAACCUGUAGGAUAACAAAAGGCACAAAGGAGGCUGGUCUGAGGAUGAGGAUUAGGCCUUCUGACUCGCAGAUGGUUGCUCUUGCUAAGAACUACUGUAUGUGACAUUUCUGGUGAGUCAAAAAGAACAUAAUCAGACUCACUCCUCACUGAAUAACAGAGCUGAGAGGCCUGAGGGACAAUCUGGCACCUUGUUUCCUUUCAGUGUCUGAACCAAAAGAUGUCUAGUAUCACCCACUUGUGUUUCUCUCUUAGCUAAAGAAUAAAAUAGAAUAAAAAGUAAAUAGAAGCUGCUCCUACUUUCCUAUACACACUCAUGUACUGUAAAGCCCCUUCUCAAACACAGUAUUUCUGGGAGUGUGUGUCUGGCGGGGUGUCAUGAUUAACUGACCUUAAGCCAGACAGGGCUGGGGUAGUGGGAGUGGGUUCAAAGGUCGGGGAAUUACAGCGAGGCAAUCCUUGUCAGCUUCUCUGCUCAGAUCUAAUCCUGACCCCCAGGCCAACGGCAGACUGGAAAAAUGAGCUCAUCAUCUUAUGAGUGCACGUCACGACUCACUCCAGAAACACUCGGCCGUUUGAGAUCUUAAGAGUGAAAAUCAAACCUCAAAUGCUGAAAAUGUAGAGUAUGAAGUCAUAAGGUUUUCAGUGGGAAGAUAUCCUGGAAGAGGACAGUGCUAAGAGACAGCGGAAAAGACGGAGCCGACCCGCUUAUGUCACACAGCUAAUGACAGACGAAUAAUAGAGUCUUUGAAGCCCUCACUCCCACCUCACUCAGGCCUGGGCAUAAGCUUGGGCUCUGGUUGAACAGUUAGCCAUCGAGCCCCUCAAUGAGAUGAGAUAUGCUCCCAAGACGAUUUAGUGGGGGGGGGGGAUUAACCAAAAGCCUUGAAAGAAACGCUCCGGGCUGACCCCAGUGUAAUGCCACUGAAAAAAAACACCAUAAAACAAAUCAGUAACAUCUGAUUAGGUAAUGGAGGAAAGCUCAUGCUUUUAGUAAAAAAGCCUAAAUGACAGUGUAAUUACUGUUGGCUGUGAUGUUAAAAAUCACAAACAAGCUAUAGUGACUCUUAAAGCACCGGGUAGAAGGCGCCACUGCAGAAAUUAAUAAAUGAGGGAAAUAAUAAAUCGCAAAAAAAACUGUGGACAGGUGGCAUUUGAGCCUGCACCGUUUAGCUGUGCAGUCUGGCUCCCGACAGCUUGAUUUAGUCUCCUGCACCUGAGCCAGAACCUAGAGAGAAAAUUAACGGCAGGAAAACUGCUUAACUAAAUUCCAAUUUACCCGCGUUGAAAUACAAUUGAUGAAGCUAAUGGACGUUUUGGUAUUGUGAUCUCGCAGAGACGUGUUCACCAAGGUUCAGUGCACAGGACAGCCAGACAGGUAAUAAUAUUGAUGUGAUUUACCCUUAUGGAGCCUGGUUCUGUUUACUGGGACAUUAGGGUUUGUCUUUAGGGUGUAAAAUGAAGAUUAAAGUGGCUCCAGGGGAGACGCUAGGAGACAUUCUGUUUCCCCUGCUGUGAACGGAGCCUAAUCAUUCAGUUUAAGAGGAGUGAAAAGUUUGUAGAGUCCAGAAAAGUUACACAUACAUGCCUUCUGGGCCCCCUACAGAGCAGCGCGUGUGAAGCAGCAGGGGACAACCAUAUGCUAUCAAAGUGUUUUUCAAAGCUCCCAUCUUUGCUCAAAUUCAUUAUACAGUAUCAUCACAGAUACCUGACAAAAACAGAAAAAAAAACAUAAUUAUGCAACUUCUUUCUGUUGUUCUCCUGGAAUUCCUGUGUUCAGACCGUGGCUGUGGACCAGUCAUAUGGGGCAGCCCAUAAUUUUGUACUUACAUGCUUUUAAAACACUGCUGCUCACUGACAAUUAAAUAUUUAUAAUAAAUUUGUAAUUCUUAUCACAACAAGACCCAUCUCUGUUGCCAGGGGUUAAUUUGUGCUCAGCCUUCAUUUCAAUUGUACGGUAGUAAAUGCCCACAUUAUUUCCCACAUGGGCCUGGACGACGGGUUUGAUUAUCCAAAGGAAGGCCUUGGUCGGCGCCGUUAUUGUCAGAGGGGUCAUAAGCUGCAGUAACGGCUACUGGGGUCUUAUUGCUAUGGCGAUCAGCCCCUUGCCACUUGGCCUCUGUGACCCCAGUCAGAGAUAAGCUUUAUGGGAAAGCACAUUAACAUGCUCUGGCAGUCACCUCCCUCCUUUAUCAAAGGCAGUUGUGUGAAAUCAAGUGUUUAUGGACCCCCAGUGAGUGUACUGCGCUACUGAUUGCCUUUAUUACAGGUUGAGUGUAAAUGAGCUGGUGGUGGACAAAGGACCUACAGUAGUUGGGAGAACAGAGGACGUAAUACUGAUGUUAUUCCCACUAACUGAGCAAUAUCUUUAAUGGCUGCAACACCCCAUGAGCAGGCUACCACUGCUGUCUGCAGUCUGAACGCCGUAUAUCAAUGUCUUCCAUUCUUUCUACAAGAACUGACACAAGCAUAGCAUAAAUGUGGUUACUGAUGUAAAAUGACAUAUUUGUAUUUUUUUAUUUGACUCUUAUCAGCACUACUGUAAGUUUUUUUUUAAUGCCUUCUUCUUUGUGUUACACUGAUUCUAUUAACUACACUGUUAAAUAGAUGUCUUUUUUAUAUUCCUUGUGUGUUAUGUUGAUGAGACUUUUUCUGUGGUUAUGAAUAAAAAAGACAGAAGUGUCAGUAGGGUGCCCCUGCUUACAGCCUGGUCGCUGGUGAAAGAUCCUUUCAGUAUGUCUGCAGUGAUGGAUGAUGAUAACCCUGUGUCUUUGUACACAUCAGGGGGCCCUACUGUUAUCACUGGACAGAUAGAGGGAGCAAGAAAGAGAAAGAUGUAGCCGCAGCUUAAUGUCCUUCUCUGGUGCUGUGCAUGCUCUUUCCUAUUUGCUUUUCCCUUCACGGCAGAGUUAACAUCGUAAAUUAACCUUUCCAAGCCCCCUGCGUUCAGAGACUGGUGCGCAAUACAGACAAAGGGGAGAAAAAAAUAGAUCUGUGUUAUGCAAUGAAGUAGUGGUCAGAGACACAGCCUGUUACAGAAUUGAGCUAUUCCUUGUCCAGCGAUAGGGAAUAAAACAAAACACUUUGUUCAGUCAAGCAAACAUUUCUACUUUAUGUGCAUGUCCCGCUAUGAGGCUGCCUUUCAUUUCCCAUCCUUGAAAUGUAAAUGAAACACAUGAAGGAAAAUCGUAUUGUAGAUCCUUAUCCUCUCAGUUCGAGUCUGUAAAUAGGAUGUAAAUACCAAACAGCUAUGCAUGCUCAUGUACAAGCAAUUUGUUCAGGUACUUUUAUAAUCCAGACUUCUCAUAUGGCAUGUAAUGAUGAAAAAAAGAGAAAACUAAAUAAAUUGUGAACACGGAAAUGGUUUGUAAACGACUUCAGAACUGGAAAAUAUAUGUCUUUGCUGUUAAUGUUUUCUUACUGAUAACUAAUGCAUUGGCCUGCCAUUUACUACAGUGCUCUGCUCAUGUUACAUGUUAUCUUUUUAUGUUUCAAAAGGUAGGGCUGAGGCAAAAAGGACCAUAAAUCACUGGUUUGUGGAAUAAGAUGAGGACGGCAGUCUGACCAUACUCUCCAUAGGUUUUUCCGUUGCCACUGCACGUUCACGGGCAUAUUUAAUUAUUAAGUACAUAUCCUUAGUGUCUAACACAGCCAAUAAUAUGCCAUGGCAAAACGGUUGAGCUUAAAAGCAGUAGAACCUGCGCUGCCAUUUCAUUUCUUACCAAAAACGACAUAUCACCAGCUUUAAAGUGUGCCGUUCUUUUAAAUGGCACGCACUUGUUUCUGAUAGAUGAAUGCAAAAGCAUUGAGCAAACCAUGAAGCUGGUAACACAAGCAAUUUUGACUCAUUCCAAAUUGACCAAAUUAUUAUUUGCAAGGAAGAGAUUCUGAAGAUGUUUUUUUUCUUGUUUCUAAUACUGUUUCCAGAGAAAACAACAAUUAUCUAUAUGCCAAAUUUGCCUCUGCCCUAGCAGCUCUAAUGUGACAUUUUAUGAGGACGGCGACAGAGGAAGUGAGGAGAAAUUCUCUAUGGUUUCUAAGAGUGUUUAUUUUCAACCAUGUUAGAACCAUGUUAAAUCCUGAGGCGCUCAUGGUAGAUGGAAGUGUCUAAUUUUUAACCUGUGCUAAAGAUAUUUUAAAUUUAAUAAAUAAUUAUAACAAGAAAA